This is a messenger RNA of Ananas comosus (pineapple), 1190 nucleotides long. RefSeq lists its product as uncharacterized. NCBI's taxonomy places the organism in Eukaryota, Viridiplantae, Streptophyta, Magnoliopsida, Poales, Bromeliaceae. Bases 46 to 582 code for a protein of 178 amino acids. The record is from RefSeq and is a predicted model, not a curated record. The transcript is spliced from 2 exons.
AAAGGAAAAAGAAAAAAGAAAAAAAGGAAAAAGAAAAAAAAGAAAAUGCGGUUCAAGGACUCGCCGGUGGUGGAGCUCCCCGUGGGCGGCGCCGUCCUCUCCUUCGAGCAGGACAACUCCUCCUUCCACGUCGGCACCUCCGUCUGGCCCUGCUCCCUCGUCCUCGUGAAGUUCGUCGAGCGCUGGCUCCCCCCCCAAAACCCCCAAAACCCUAACCCUAACCCUAACCCUAACCCUAGCAAUCCCUACGCCGACCUCCUCCGCCUCGCCGGGAAGCGCGGCAUCGAGCUCGGCUCCGGCUGCGGGCCUGCGGGGCUCGGCUUCGACUUCGUCGUCGCCGCCGACGUCGUCUACCUCGCCGACUCCGCCCCCCACCUCGUCGCCGCCAUCGACGCCCUCCUCGCCCCCCGCGGCCUCCUCCUCCUCGCCUACCAGCUCCGCUCCCCCGACGCCCACCGCGCCUUCUGGGACCUCUGCGCCCGCGCCUUCCCCGUCGUCGUCAAGGUCCCCCGCGACCACCUCCACCCCGACUAUGCCUUCGACGAGGCCGACGUCUACCUCAUGCAGCGGCAGCAGACCUGAAUUGUUUGCUGUUGUUAAAAUUCAUCAUUCUAUCUCUCCCUAUAUAUAUAUAUAUGCGUGUGUGCGCAAAUAGUGUGAUCUCGAUCAAUUUAUGAUGCAUGAAUCUCCUGAAGAAGAAGAAGAAGAAGAUGAAGAAGAAUAAGAGGAUUAUAAUCCACGUCGCGCGAGGGUAUAGAUUCUCGAGUGAGUUAUGGGAUUGCGGUCAUACUUUGGAAGACCCAAAAACUUUUCCAAAAGCGGUGCUAUAAAGUAUGACAUGAAUUGAAAGGUGAAGCCUGUGUUUAUAAAGUAUUAACUGGUAUUCAUGGAUUCUAGUCUUCUAGAUACCACAAUGUAUCGUGGUUCAUGUAGAGCAUUAUAUAUUUUUUUUGAAUCAAGUCGUGCAUCAGAAUUUACAAGACUAAGGAUAGUAGAAAAGCGAACUUUGUAAGUUCAUUGAUGGCAAGUAUGGUUGAGAAAGUAGAGAGAUUCUUACGAAGAGAUGAUUGACAUAUGAUUGUGGUUUAUGUUAUGUGCCUAGCAGGCACCUUAUCUUUGUCAUGUAUACAUUUUUUUUUUUUUCUUAUUCAGAUCUGAUGGGGCUCAUUUUUGCCCACUUGUUUGUACCA